AUGAAAUUCUCGCAGAUUCAUCUCGCCCUCCUCCUGGCCCCUUUGGCCGCGGUAGCUAGUCCCGUUCCCGAAGCUGCCUCGCAUGUAGAGUCGCGCCAGGCCGCGGCCAGCAUCGACAAGCUCUUCAAAGCCAAGGGAAAGCUGUACAUCGGCGUCGCCACCGAUCGCGGCCUGCUGCAGACGGGGAAGAAUGCCGCCAUCAUUCAGCAGGACUUCGGCCAAGUCACGCCCGAGAACUCAAUGAAGUGGGAUGCCCUCGAGCCGAGCCGUGGCUCGUUCAACUUUGCGGGCGCCGACUUUCUCGUCGACUGGGCGCAGACGAACAGCAAAUCGAUUCGCGGCCAUACCCUCGUCUGGCACUCUCAGCUGCCUCAGUGGGUGAAGGAUAUCAAGGACCGCGAUGACCUGACCAAUGUCAUUGAGAACCACGUUAAGACCAUCGUCACGAGAUAUAAGGGCAAGAUUCGCGCCUGGGAUGUCGUCAACGAAAUCUUUAACGAGGAUGGUACCAUGCGCUCUUCCGUCUUCUCUGAUAUUCUUGGCGAGGACUUUGUCGGCAUUGCGUUCCGUGCGGCUCGUGCCGCGGACCCAAAUGCCAAGCUCUACAUCAACGACUAUAACCUCGACCGCGCCAACUAUGGAAAGGUGAACGGACUCGUCAGCAAGGUCAACAAGUGGAUCACUGCAGGCGUUCCAAUUGACGGUAUCGGCUCCCAAACGCACCUUGAUGCCGGUGCGGCAGGCAACAUCAAGGGCGUGCUUCAGCAGCUGGCUUCCGCACAGGUCUCCGAGGUGGCCAUUACCGAGCUGGACAUCAAGACCGCGCCGGCGGCUGACUUUGCCACGAUUGUGGGUGCUUGCCUUGAUGUUCCCAAGUGCAAGGGCAUCACCGUCUGGGGUGUGAGCGACAAGGACUCGUGGAGGCAGGGUACCAACCCCCUGCUCUUUGAUGCCGAUUACAACCCAAAGGCAGCUUAUACGGCUAUCGUCACGAAGCUGAGCUGA
Verticillium alfalfae VaMs.102 is the source of this 1005-nucleotide messenger RNA. Its product is annotated as endo-1,4-beta-xylanase. The record is from RefSeq and is a predicted model, not a curated record. The transcript is spliced from 4 exons. Gene Ontology annotation, biological process: carbohydrate metabolic process. Bases 1 to 1005 code for a protein of 334 amino acids. Lineage: Eukaryota; Fungi; Ascomycota; Sordariomycetes; Glomerellales; Plectosphaerellaceae. Gene Ontology annotation, molecular function: hydrolase activity, hydrolyzing O-glycosyl compounds.